AUGGCGGCUCCACCACUGUCCGGAUGUCCUCUCAAGCGUUUGGAGAUCCAUGGCGGGCCCACCUGCAACACUUAUGACGCUGCCAGCUUGGAGAGUUCCUUGACGGCUACCCUGGACGCGCAGAGAUCUACCACGGGAAGCCAUAGCAAUCUAUUGCUUCAGUCUCACUUGGGGAUGAGACGAGUAUUCUCUAUGCAACUCGAAGAUCUGACCGCAUCACCCGGCAGUGAAAGGGAAAUUGUAGAAACGUAUCAGCCGUCUUUGAGAAUAAGGAUCCAAUUUUUUUGUACGGCGCAGACUGUUAUAUUUUAUUUCGAAAAGGAACAAGACUUCGGUCACGCUAUAAUUAUGCUCAAGCGCAUUGGAUUCCGCGUCCAAGAUGGCGUCCCGCUUCAAUUGCAUACUUGUGCUACAACGAAGCUGGACCCUGUAUCAUCAAAUCACUUUGGACCACGGUUAAGUUCAUUUACUCCCUUAAGGAAUGAAGGGCAGCAGCUUUCUCAAACCCACUUUUCGUUUACGUCAAUGCUGAAUUCCGACGUUCCCUUAACGCAAUUACUGCCACCAGACACUCAAGGUCAAUGCAUUCAUCAACCUUUACCCUACGACAUAUCACAGGAGCCGGAUCUGCAGUCGUCUCCAGUACCGGCAUACGCCCCUCAUAUAAGCCCUCAACAUGUUCAUCUCAACCAACGGAAGAACACGUAUCAGCCGCGAAUUAGUUCUCCUUUGCGACAUACUAUCCGAAUCAACGAUCAAAGUGAAGCGAAUAGCCUAUCGCUACCGAAUAGUCAGCCAAUCCCUGAUACUGACCAUGCAGAAAUAACAUCUUUCCCAAGUCAUCGAGGUAUCUCUGCUCCCAAAUUGUUGUCCAACUUUUUGCAAUUUCCUCAAGUUGCAGUUACAAAUUAUAAUGCAUCACCCGACUACCAAUUUAGCCCCUCGGGAAGUCAAGAGAGUAAUACUUCUGCUGAAAGCUGCUCACAAACUACAGCGGCCACCGAUGACGAUUUGAAUUUACAACUCGGACAAGAUUUUCGCAAACUAAUGCCGCGAACGCGCAGUUUGCCAUUUUUAAAAGGCAGAGAUCACACUGUUGCUCAAUUAAAGCCGAGAAACAAGUCAGAUCAGCGGCACAAUAACUCAUGUGAGAAAGAAACGGUUCCUGAGAACGCAAAUGUAUUCAAAAAAGAAAAGGCCAAAGUAUUGAAAUCAAAUAGUAUCAGCUCUCAACUUGUUUUCCGUUGUACUCCGCCUCAGUCAAAAGCUUUGCAAUCUGGCGACACUCCAACCUGUCGCCCAUCAUUUGAAGUAGCUGAGCUGCCCACCAUGUUGAUUACUGACCCUGCGCUGCUAGAGAGGGCAAACAAAGCCACUUCACAGCUGCUUGAUCAGUACAGGACAGAUGUCAAUCGGGGCUCUAAUACUGCAGCAUACGCCGAAUUCUACUUGGGGCGGCUACAGGCAGUUCGCAGAGAGUUCUGGUUCAAUGAACUAAAUCAAAUGGAUGAAAGUGGGAGUGGAAACUUGUAUUAA
Trichoderma asperellum CBS 433.97 is the source of this 1536-nucleotide messenger RNA. RefSeq lists its product as uncharacterized. Lineage: Eukaryota; Fungi; Ascomycota; Sordariomycetes; Hypocreales; Hypocreaceae. The record is from RefSeq and is a predicted model, not a curated record.